AUGUUUGGCUAUCCGACAACAGAAACAAUGAACUGGCUUCACAAAAGCUAUGGGAACUCCCAAGGAACUACAGGGCAACUGAAAAGUCGAUUAGAAGAUCUCAAAAAGCCUUGGAAGAAGGAAAUCAGCCCUUCCAUGUUGCAGCACAGUGAGACUGCUAGACUGGCUGUGGAUGCCUUUCUGGAACAGGGAGAAGCUGGCUACCUACAAGCCAUUGCUCAGGAGAAGGAGCUGCCCUUUCUUUCCAAGGUAGACAUGGAUUACAUGAGCCAACACAGCCAAAGCAUCCCGGAGUCUCCAAUGAAGGGCCGUGAAUCAGGGCUCAAUAGAGAGGACAGUGCAGACAGAGCUUCACUUCUCUCUGGAGUCACAUCUGGGACCUAUUUUCCAAUGAUGUCCGAUGUUGAUCCCCCACAGCUGGAGCUGGGAUGGCCAACGACAGUUCCAGUCACAGCAUAUGAUCAACAAGAAGUCAGCUUGUAUUUCCAACGAGACAAGGCAAAUAACGUAAAGGAAAUACUGAGAUCUCUAAUAUGCAAGUCCAAGUCAGUGAUUGCAAUUGUGAUGGAUCUCUUCACAGAUAUGGAAAUACUCAGUGAUCUAAUGGAAGCAUCAAGCAAGAGGCAUGUGCCUGUUUACCUGAUCCUUGAUGAAAAAAACUUGAAAUACUUUGCUGAAAUGUGCACUAAAAUGGAUCUCACAAUGGACGACUUUCCAAACAUGCGCAUACGUUGUGUGAGUGGAGACACGUAUUACAGUAAAGCUGGCAAGAAGCUUACAGGGCAAGCACUUGAGAAAUUUGUGCUGAUAGACUGUGAACAAGUCCUUGCAGGAAGUUACAGUUUUACAUGGCUGUGCAGCCAGGUUCAUACUGGCUUGGUAAUACACUUCAGAGGGAAAGUUGUUGAAUGUUUUGACAGAGAGUUUCGAUGCUUAUAUGCUGAAUCCAGAUCUGUGAAUCAACUCAGUAUCCCCGUUGCUGAAAGGUCCAUAUUAUCUUCUCACAGGACCUUGAAGAACUUUGAGCCAGUUUUAAAGGGGUUUCAACAAAACGAAAGUGAAACCACAAGCCCCUCAAGUAGCCUCUCCAAUUACAGCAUAGACAGCAUAAAGAAAUCGCCAUAUUUAAACCAGGCAACAUCCAAGGACAUUUCAGGUUUACUAGGGAUUAGUAACUUGAAAUACCAGCCCAGGGACCUAUCAGAUUCUAGCUGCAGUGCCGCAGCUAAAUUAAAGUAUCAAUUCAAUGAAAUCUCUAAUUUGCCAAGACUUAAAACAUCUUUUCUAUCAGCAUCAUCACCAAUACUAGGUGACAAUACAAGAAAUGGGCACGAUUUGCAGUUUCUCCCUGAGAAUAUUGGAACAAACAGCAACAGGGCAUUCCCUUAUAACACUCAAACGAAGGACAAUGUAAGCAAAAUACAGAAUAAUGACAAAACAGCAACUCAUGGAUAUAGCAAACUAGAUCUCAUUUACAACCCAACUAAAUCAUUGAAUAGUGGCCAGAAACUCUCAGUUCCUUCUUCUUCUGGUGUCUCUGAUGAUGCACCAAGAGAAAACAAGAGCAACAUACACAGAGAUGAAAAAAGGAUGACUCUUGGUCAUAGUAAAUUGGAUAUGAUUACUAAUUAUAACAAAUCAAAAGCAAAACAAGUUCACAGUCGAUUUGAGAUGUAAUCUGUGAAGUGGUUUUAGCAAAAUGUUUAUCGUAGCCAAAAGUAUGAUGUAUUUGAAAUAGUUAAUUCCAAAAUAUAGAAGCUCAAUAUCUCUUGUUUUUAAUUGACAUAGGUGUCGAAAACAUUUCUAAAAUACUGAGGUAUCUUUGUAAGAAGUCUAGAAAAAUUAUCAUAUAUGAUAUAUGAGAGCUAAAGGAACUCUGGUACUCCAUGAUUCUAUAAUUCAUCUGAAAAAUAAAAUACUUUGAAAGCUGCAAAAAUUAACAAUCUGAGAUGUCUUCCUUCUGGACAUAUUUAAUGGUUCUCAGAAGUACUUAAAUGAUAACUAGAUUACUAAUUAAUGGUGGUUUGAGUGCUGGCUUAUGGUCAAUAAACUCAUUGGAUGACCUUGGGAAAAGAUGUUAUCUUUCAGGUCAACGCCAAUGAAAGUAAAUUGCAGGGUGGGGCAUCUAUAUAACCCUGAACAAUUUGGAGAAAGGAUAGAAUUGAAAAUGCUAUAAACCAGUAAAUAAAUAUGAAUAGAAGAAAUCACUCACUUAAUAAGAGUAGUACACUGGCUUCACUACAGCUCUUUAUCAGAAGUGGUAAUUUCACUGGGCCCAGUUUACACCUCACUACAGAAACCAUAAUACAAAAAUUGUGCUUCCUGCUUCCUAGUAAUUGCCCUUGGCCUUGCUGUUUAAUAAACAAUGUUCAUUGUACAAUGUAAUUAUAAUAAAGAUCUCUGGGUACUGAAAUUGAUAUUAAGUAUGUAAGAAGCUAUACCAAAGGGUGGAUAUAGAUGACUGGAAAUGUCCUGAACAUCACUUGUGUAACCUGAAUUAGGUUUGUAUUCUGUCUGUCUUCUGAAUUUUUUAAAUUACAGGAACACAAUGGAUUUAUCUCAUAUCAGUGGUCAAUCAGAUUUUCAUAAUGGAUGCCCACAAACAUAGUUCCUUCUACAUGAGUCACUGAAAAUGAAUUAAGGCACAGUCCAGCCAAAAUCUCUUUUAUUUCCAUGGGAAGUUAAUUGCUUAAUUAUCUACAAUCAGCUAAGCUUAAAUAUGUUUAGCUUUGACUACCUUAUGCUGUCACUUAGUAGGGAGGAACAGGUUGUUAUCACUAACGCUUAUUAUUUCUCAUAAUUGUAAUUGGAUGUGUUUUGUCUGUUUGGUUUUUAGAAUAUGUUGAGCUAGUAUAGCCAAGAUUUUCUGGGCUUGUUGUGGGAAUCUUUUGGAGGGCCGUGAUCACUCAUUUUAAUGUUUUCUUUCAAUUCUAUAAUUGUAUGACAAGGAGAGAAAGGAAGUUGGGGCAAGGUAUUAGUGAUGCCAAACAAGAAAACAGGGGGCUGCCAGGAAUCUAGCAAUCUUCACAGUGAGGCAAAUUGAUGCAUUCAUUACUCAAGAUUUGGGCAAAAUGAAGGGAAGGACAGAGUUAGAAGAAUAAGAAUAACUGAAGAUAAGAAUCUGAAACAUAUUUCCUCUUAAAUAUAGGAAAGGCAAUAGAGUCGCUUCUUUGGGGAACACUCUUGAAAGUGUCCCUGGUGCAGUAGUGGAGGGGACACUCUGGGCUCUGAAAUAGACAUGGUUUCCCUACCCUUAGCUCUUAGGUCUCAUCUAUAUUGCCCAGGCAUGUAGCCGGGGCGGGGGGCGGGGGCGGGGGGCUUGAGGGGCUUCAGCCCCCCCCCCAAUUCUCAGGGUGGUCCGCGAGAAGGCCUUACAUUUAUUAUUUAAACUGUUAUGUUUAUUCAUAUCAUGAUCUGAUCACCAUGCUCAGUAUAUCCCAUAUGCAUGGGGGUAUUGGGAUAACGAUACAAAAGGUUUGCUAGGUUAGACCCUCUCCCGCUCAGACUCAGCCCCCCCCCUCCCGAACCAAAAUCCCAGCCCCUCCCGAACCAAAAUCCCAGCCCCUCCCGAACCAAAAUCCUGGCUACAGGCCUGACACUGCCAUAUAAUCCAAUCUCUGAAUCCAUAUUGUCUGCUUUGACCUGGAUAUGGCAGUAUAUACUCAUAAUCCAGUUCAAAUCAGAUAAUCCAGAUUUAGAAACAGGAUUACAGUAUACGGAAGUGUAGCUUCAGCCUUAGACAGAGGGAUUUAGGACCUUUGCCACUGCUCAGAUAAUAUGGAUUCUGUCUGGGGUAAUUUAUAUCAGCUUCUACUGGUAGUACCCAACACAUGAGGACAGUUAAAUCAGACAGGCAAGGUUAUAAUCAACAACCCACUAGACUAUUUUAAAGUAUGGAAAUCGUCCUGGGAAAUGAGCAGUCCAUUUUGGCACUAUAAAGCUACUUAUGAUAAUUGCUCAUAGAUAUAAGCAUAUACAGUAGAGUCUCACUUAUCCAACGUUCUGGAUUAUCCAACGCAUUUUUGUAGUCAAUGUUUUCAAUAUAUCAUGAUAUUUUGGUGCUAAAUUCGUAAAUACAGUAAUUACAACAUAGCAUUAAUGCUUAAUGAACUACUUUUUCUGUCCAAUUUGUUGUAUAGCAUGAUGUUUUGGUGCUUAAUUUGUAAAAUCAUAACCUAUUUUCAUGUUUAAUAGGCUUUUUCUUAAUCUCUCCUUAUUAUCCAACAUAUUCGCUUAUCCAACAUUCUGUUGGCCCGUUUAUGUUGGAUAAGUGAGACUCUACUGUACAUGCCUUUUAGGGGGUAACAAAUUACAUUGUAUAUAGGGUAUCAUCCAUUUCAUAAGGACUUUCAUGGGGAUUGAACAAGAAUCUAUCUGCAUCCAUUUAACAGGCUUAGUAAUAAUUAGUACAUGUAAGAACAUUAUCCUUUUAAACCAUUUAUCAUAGCUUCUUAUCCAUCAUAAACUUUAUUAUUGUCAUCAUUAUUAUCAAGUUCCUCCUUAAUUUACUAGUGUCUGAUAAAGCAUUAUAUAAACAUUUCAUAAAGGCUUUCACUUGUACAGAAUUCUGUCCCUUGUAUUGAUUGACUAUCCAUUAAUAUUGUGACAAGUGUUUUGGAUGUUCAUUUUUGUUUGGAUUUUGGAAUAUAAAUACAUAAUCAUACAUCUUGGGGAUGACCCCCAAGUCUAAACACAAAAUUAAUUUAUGUUUCAUAUCCAUCUUACAGCCUAAAGGUAAUUUUGUACACAAUAUUUUAAUAAUAAAUGAAGCACAGUUUGUAUAUAUGAAGAUAUAUAAAAAACAAAUAUGUCACUAUCUCAGCCACCCAUGUGGAUGAGUCUGGAAUACUUUGGAUGUUGAUAUUCAGGAUAAGGAAUAUUCGAUCUAUAUAGUCAUAAUCCUCUUAAUGAUAUAAUGUAGGCAAUUACACAGGGACAUAAUAUAUUUUCAUCUGAGGAAUUUACACAGCUAACAGGCUUCAGCAACCUCAGAGGUGCACAAGGAGUAUUAUCUUAAUGGUAUUCAUACUUAUCUAGGUACAUAUAUCUAUUCUUAUUAUAACCUCACGAGUACCAGCAUACAUUAUUAUUUUAGGGCAGCAUAUCAGGGCAGUCACCAGUCUUUAAUUUCUCAGGAAAGUUGUCCUAGGCAACAACCUUCCAUGCUGGAAGGACUCUGAAAGCUUGUUUGUUGAUUAGUCAAAAUUGUACACUAGAGAUAUAAAAUACCAUUUCUUAUCCAAUAAAAAUAUACAUCUUUCCAUAA
This is a messenger RNA of Anolis carolinensis (green anole), 5266 nucleotides long. RefSeq names its product family with sequence similarity 83 member C (gene sack1c). The transcript has 4 exons. The coding region runs from base 1 to 1677 and encodes 558 amino acids. Lineage: Eukaryota; Metazoa; Chordata; Lepidosauria; Squamata; Anolidae. The record is from RefSeq and is a predicted model, not a curated record. Gene Ontology annotation, molecular function: protein kinase binding. Gene Ontology annotation, biological process: epidermal growth factor receptor signaling pathway.